CCGACCCUUAUUUACCGAAGUUAAAAUGGCUGCCCUUAGAAUUUUCGCAAGGCCCUGCUUUUCACAUAUUUUUUCAAACACCUUGGCUAGCAAUUUAGCGAAAAAUACACUUUGCAACAAUUACAAGAUCCAGGAAAGAUAUAGCUCUUUCAAAACUUCUCCACAAGUAGGGGAUCCGUCUCAAUACACAGAUUUUGAAAUUUCAAAAGAUCCGCAGGAAUGGCUGUAUGUGGAACGACUCCUGGUGCAGAAAACUGUACCGCCUGCUCCGACGUCUACAGCUAAGGAGUAUCCAUCAGGCUGGACACCUCAAUCUGAGGAUGCUCUGAAGCUACCAUAUUUCGUUAGGAGAACCAAAAACUAUUUACAACCAGUUUACCUUGAACGAUCGUUUCGAGGUAUGCGCAGAAUAACAAUCGUUCGUAAAAUUGAAGGAAAUAUAUGGCUCCUCGAAGCUGAGCUUAAAAAACACUUGGAAGAAGCCACUGAAAAGCCAGUUGGCACCCAAAUUCAUGAAGUUGCAGGCAUAUUAAAAUUUAAGGGCGACCAAGUCAUCCGCAUUAAAGAAUGGCUGACUGCGAAAGGCCUUUAAAAACAAAUAGUUAGGUAAUAGAUAUACACAAUCUAUUGUACAUUUAAUAAACCGAAUAAAAAUUAUUAUUAUUGGUAAUUA
Molecule: messenger RNA, 673 nt
Organism: Diprion similis
Lineage: Eukaryota; Metazoa; Arthropoda; Insecta; Hymenoptera; Diprionidae
Gene: mRpL49
Product: probable 39S ribosomal protein L49, mitochondrial
Exons: 3
Coding region: 26-592 (188 amino acids)
Biological process (GO): translation
Cellular component (GO): ribosome; mitochondrial large ribosomal subunit
Molecular function (GO): structural constituent of ribosome
Source: RefSeq, a predicted model, not a curated record